AUGUCUUCGAUUCCCAAAUCCACCAAGGCCUGGACUGUCCAUGGCGCCAAUGGUUUUGAUAGCUUAAAGCUCAAUGAACAAGUCCCCGUCCCGGAGGUCUCGGAUUAUGAGGUUCUAGUCAAAUUCCACGCAGCCUCACUCAACUACCGUGAUCUGAUCAUCCCCAAGGGCCUGUACCCCUUCGCUCUAGCCGACGACGUCGUCCCUGGCUCUGACGGAGCUGGCGAAGUAAUUUCGGUCGGUUCAAAAGUAACGCGCUUCAAGCCCGGCGCCAAAGUCGUCACUCUCUUCAACCAAGGCCAUCUCGGCGGCUCCCUCAACCCGCAAACCUACGCCACCGGUCUGGGCGGCGUUAUCGAUGGCACGCUCCGCCAAUACGGCACCUUCAAUGAAAACGGCCUAGUCGAUAUGCCGCCCUCGCUAAACUGGCACGAAGCCUCGACGCUUUCCUGCGCCGCGCUCACGGCUUGGAACGGGCUUUAUGGUCUCAAGCCCGUGAAACCCGGCGACGUGGUACUCACGCAGGGUACGGGCGGAGUGAGUAUUUUCGCAUUGCAGUUUGCGAAGGCGGCGGGCGCCAAGGUUAUUUCUACGACGAGCUCGGCGAAGAAGGCGGAGGUUCUGAAGAAGUUGGGCGCGGAUGAGGUUAUCAAUUACAAAGAGUUCACGGAGUGGGGCGAAAAAGCCAAAUCGCUCACCGCUGGUGGGGAGGGAGUUGAUCAUAUUAUUGAAGUUGGAGGGUCGACCACUAUGGAGCAGAGCUUGAAGGCUAUCAAGAUUGAUGGUGUUAUUUCGGUUAUUGGCUUCUUGGGUGGAAAUGGUGAGAAAGAGCCGAGUUUUCUGGAAGCGUUGCUCAAGCUUUGCACGGUUAGAGGCAUACUUGUUGGGAACAGGAUCCAGUUUGAGGAGAUGAAUAGGGCUAUUGAGAUCAAUAAGAUUAAGCCGGUGGUGGAUGAGAAGGUAUUUUCGCUUGAUGAGUUGAAAGAGGCAUACCAAUAUAUGUGGGACCAGAAGCAUUUUGGAAAGCUUACAAUCAAAAUCGAAUAA
Lachnellula hyalina is the source of this 1047-nucleotide messenger RNA. Its product is annotated as Zinc-type alcohol dehydrogenase-like protein. The transcript is spliced from 3 exons. Gene Ontology annotation, molecular function: oxidoreductase activity. Lineage: Eukaryota; Fungi; Ascomycota; Leotiomycetes; Helotiales; Lachnaceae. The coding region runs from base 1 to 1047 and encodes 348 amino acids. The record is from RefSeq and is a predicted model, not a curated record.